This is a messenger RNA of Cynocephalus volans (Philippine flying lemur), 481 nucleotides long. RefSeq names its product ATP synthase inhibitory factor subunit 1 (gene ATP5IF1). Gene Ontology annotation, cellular component: mitochondrion. Gene Ontology annotation, molecular function: ATPase inhibitor activity. The record is from RefSeq and is a predicted model, not a curated record. NCBI's taxonomy places the organism in Eukaryota, Metazoa, Chordata, Mammalia, Dermoptera, Cynocephalidae. Bases 49 to 369 code for a protein of 106 amino acids. The transcript is spliced from 3 exons. Gene Ontology annotation, biological process: negative regulation of ATP-dependent activity.
CCGAGAGGCUGACACUCCAGUGACGCCAAAGGCGCAGCACUAACAACGAUGGCGGUUACAGUCCUGGCUGCACGGACGCGGCUCGGCGUGUGCGGCGUGAGGGCCAUGCAAAUCCGAGGCUUCGGCUCGGACCAGCCCGAGAACCUCGAGGGGACUGCGGGCGCGGUUCGGGAAGCCGGUGGAGCCUUCGGAAAGAGAGAGCAGGCUGAAGAGGAACGAUACUUCCGAAAGAAGACUAAAGAACAACUGGCAGCCUUGAAAAAACACCAUGAAGAGGAGAUCAGUCAUCAUAAGAAGGAGAUUGAGCGUCUGCAAAAAGAAAUUGAACGACAUAAGCAGAAGAUCACAGUACUAAAACAUGAUGAUUAAGUGCACACAGUUCCCCAUAGAAUGGCACAUAUUAUUGCCCGCUUCUGUGUAGACAUAGUUCUACUUUAUACUUGUGUGCUCCCAACAAAUUAUAAUAAAUUGUCAUCAGUCA